UUAAUUGCAAAGAAAUCAUUAGAAAAACUGUUUCGGAAUAGAGAAGAUCUCGUUUAAGAAUUCAUAAAUAUUUCGAAUAAUAAUUGUAAUAAAAAUGAGUGCCAAGUGUAACAUCGUCGUAGUGUCAUUCUUGAGUUUGUUGUCAUUUAUUUCGGCAGACGUUAAUAUAGUAACACGUCAGGAAUGGGAGGCCAAAGAACCGUCGAAUGCAUUAACACCUCUUGAAUUACCAGUGGGUCGAGUAAUUAUUGCCCACACAGCGGGAAAUGAUUGUAGUACACAAGUUUCAUGUUCCCGGCAAGUGCGCAUCAUUCAACAUUAUCACAUGUCCAAAUAUCAUAUAGAUGAUAUUGCUUAUAAUUAUCUAAUUGGAAACGAUGGAAAUGUAUAUGAAGGACGUGGUUGGAAUUAUCAAGGUGCUUUAGUUAAGGGUUAUAAUGUUGGUUCAUUUGGUAUUGUCUUUAUGGGAAAUUUUAUCAAGGAGUUACCCAAUGAAAAGGCAUUAACAGCCGCUAAAGCUUUAUUGGAAAAACUGGUAAAUUUGCAAAAGCUUAAGGAGAACUAUAAAAUUUUUGGGCAUAGUCAACUUAUGCCUACAAUUAGUCCCGGUGAUGCUCUUUUAGCUGAAAUCAAAAAAUGGCCCAAAUGGUCAGAUCAAAUUUAAAAUUAAUAAAAUACGUUUAAUUUCAUUGUCAUUUAAUUUUAAGUUAACAAUCAUAAAUAAAAUAAAAACAAUUAUCUAAAUUUGAAA
Messenger RNA from Lucilia cuprina (Australian sheep blowfly), 751 nucleotides. It is a transcript of the gene PGRP-SD, whose product is annotated as peptidoglycan-recognition protein SD. Bases 95 to 664 code for a protein of 189 amino acids. The record is from RefSeq and is a predicted model, not a curated record. NCBI's taxonomy places the organism in Eukaryota, Metazoa, Arthropoda, Insecta, Diptera, Calliphoridae. The transcript is spliced from 2 exons. Gene Ontology annotation, biological process: peptidoglycan catabolic process; innate immune response. Gene Ontology annotation, molecular function: zinc ion binding; N-acetylmuramoyl-L-alanine amidase activity; peptidoglycan binding.